Messenger RNA from Aegilops tauschii subsp. strangulata, 1232 nucleotides. Its product is annotated as remorin. The record is from RefSeq and is a predicted model, not a curated record. NCBI's taxonomy places the organism in Eukaryota, Viridiplantae, Streptophyta, Magnoliopsida, Poales, Poaceae.
CCAUCUGCACUUGUGUUUGUAUGUCUGAAUGGGUCUCCAAAGUGCCUGCCAGCCACCACGAACGGCUUGGGCCGCCUCCCUGGCAAGCGUACGAUAUCCGGCCGUUUUGUGACCCGUGGUGGCCGACCUGUGAAAGAUCAAUCGUGCACGCGGGCAAGUGACGUCUGUUGUGAAAAACACAGCAGCCGGGACGUAAAAGAGCGAGAGAAGGCGCGCCACCUAAUCUGGACCAAUCAAUCUGUACACUACAUCCAGCCAACCUCGCCCGUUAAAGUGGUUGAUCGAUGUGCUGUGCUCUCCCCUCUCUCUUUUUUUAGGGUCUCCCCUCUCUCUUCCUGCGGCCGCUGCAUAUAGUACUCUUGCGUUGGCUUUAGUUUGCCAGCCACCACGUCCGACCAGCACAAACAAGACUGUACUCUGGGCUCCUCUGACUCCGUGUCUUGCUAAAAUAUCUUGAUCGACUCGUUGCGAGGUUGAUCAGAUGGCGGAGGAAGCGAAGCAGGAUGUGGCGCCACCCGCGCCGGAGCCGACCGAGGACGUCGCGGACGAGAAGGCGGCGGUUCCGUCGCCGGAGGAGUCUAAGGCCCUGGUUGUCGCCGAGAAUGACGCCGAGAAGCCUGCAGCUACAGGGGGCUCACACGAACGAGAUGCUCUGCUCACGAGGGUCGCGACCGAGAAGAGGAUUUCGCUGAUCAAGGCAUGGGAGGAGAACGAGAAGGCCAAAGCCGAGAACAAGGCCGUGAAGUUGCUGGCGGACAUCACCUCGUGGGAGAACUCCAAGGCCGCGGAACUGGAAGCCGAGCUCAAGAAGAUGCAAGAGCAGCUGGAGAAGAAGAAGGCGCGCUGCGUGGAGAAGCUCAAGAACAGCGCCGCGACGGUGCACAAAGAGGCGGAGGAGAAGCGUGCCGCGGCGGAAGCGCGGCGCGGCGAGGAGAUCGUCGCGGCGGAGGAGACCGCCGCCAAGUACCGCGCCAAGGGUGAGGCGCCGAAGAAGCUGCUCUUCGGCAGGGGAUAGAUAGCCGCGGCUUGGAGACAGUCCUCUUCGCUUCAUCUUCAGCUUCUCUCUGUUUGACCGUUGCAAUGUGUGCUGCCCAUUGCAUCACUUGUGUAUUUAUCUCUGGGAGUGAUCUUAGUUUGUAUGGUAUCAUCAAUUGCGUCGUGAUGUAAUUUGUGAUUAUUUUGUGGGAUACUUGGGUGUAUACUGUAUAAAGAUGGAGUAGUCUUUUCGUGCA